UUAUCCAAACAUUUCGGUACGCAAAAAGCAGUAGAUAAUUUGUCCUUUGAAGCUCAUCCAGGGCAAAUAUUAGGUUUUUUGGGCCCAAAUGGUGCUGGCAAAACGACUACGAUGAAAAUGUUGUGUUGCUAUACAGAGCCUACGGAAGGUACUGCAUCUGUAGAAGGUUAUGAUGUAAAAACAUCUCCACUUCUAGUCAGAAAACAAAUUGGUUACUUGCCAGAACAUAAUCCAUUGUAUGAGGAGAUAAGUCUUAUCAAAGAACUUGGUAAAGAAAAAACAGUUAUCUUUUCAUCACACAUCAUGCAAGAAGUACAAGCUUUAUGUGAUAGGGUAGUCAUCAUAAAUAAUGGAAAUUUAGUAGCAGACGAGUCCAUUGAUACUUUGAGAAACAGAAUGGAAGGCAAUAGAUCUGUUAGAGUAGAAUUUGCCCAAAAA
Messenger RNA from Darwinula stevensoni, 438 nucleotides. The record is from the annotation of a GenBank genome assembly. NCBI's taxonomy places the organism in Eukaryota, Metazoa, Arthropoda, Ostracoda, Podocopida, Darwinulidae.